Messenger RNA from Stegastes partitus (bicolor damselfish), 5170 nucleotides. RefSeq names its product microtubule-actin cross-linking factor 1-like. Gene Ontology annotation, biological process: regulation of focal adhesion assembly; intermediate filament cytoskeleton organization; wound healing. Gene Ontology annotation, cellular component: intermediate filament; actin cytoskeleton; membrane. The record is from RefSeq and is a predicted model, not a curated record. NCBI's taxonomy places the organism in Eukaryota, Metazoa, Chordata, Actinopteri, Pomacentridae. The coding region runs from base 666 to 5144 and encodes 1492 amino acids. The transcript has 36 exons. Gene Ontology annotation, molecular function: cadherin binding; structural molecule activity.
AACCUGAGCACCGGAGGCAGAGAGAGAGAGAGAGAGGCGAGAGAGAGGCAGACUGACACACACACACACAGCCACAAGAACCGCAAAGCCCUCGGAUAGAAGACGGCCAUUACGGCUGCUGGAAGCAUGCUGGGAGCUGGGGAGGCUCGAUCCGCAAGACGCCGACACAGCCGGGGGUAGGCGCUCGGAGCUCGGACGGAAAACAGACACCGGAGCCGCUCUCAUCUGCGGUGAUCUACUCCCACCCUCACGUAGACACACGUACGAGGGGGUACAUAAAGCAGCAGUCGCCGGCUGGAAGAGGAUAUCCGAGGAGGGGGACUGUUGGGAGACAAGACACCGAGCGAUGCGGCUGUGUGUCCCCGCACACACCCGGACGGAGAGCAUGGAUAGAUAGCGUUUAUGUAACCUGCAUUUAUCUUCAACGUCCUACAUUUUCACUUGAGGCUUUUGUUGUCUUUUUUUUUUUUAUUCUCCUAAGUAUCCCUGAGGAUUAUACACUGCUCGGAAGUGAGCUGUACUUGUGCGCCAAUGCAUCAUAUUUCGUAGUUUUUCUCACACUCGGUGGGUGUUGAAUUGUGGACGCCGGAGGGGGGAUAAGACGGAGCUGCGGACCGGGUCACUGCGGUACAAUCUGCAGGCAGAACCCCCUCCACGGAACCACCAUGGCUGGGUUCAUACCGGGGCUGCUGCCGACCAACCACAACCAGGAGAAGGAGUUUGCACAGGCGUACGAGGAUGUGCUGGAGAGAUAUAAAGAUGAGCGAGACAGAGUGCAGAAGAAAACCUUCACAAAAUGGGUCAACAAGCAUCUCAUCAAGGUGAGAAAACACAUCACAGACCUGUACGAGGACCUGAGGGAUGGACACAACCUGAUCUCCUUGCUGGAGGUUCUCUCUGGAGUAACGCUGCAACAGAAGAGCGGCCCCUCAUUGAAAAGGCCAUACGCCUCGCGGGCCCCCCCUCUCAUCCUGCUGGGAGGGGAGGAUGAGGAGGAGGAAGGAGCUCAGGGACCCAGAGAAAAGGGGCGAAUGAGAUUUCAUCGACUGCAGAAUGUCCAGAUAGCGCUGGACUUCCUCAAACAGAGACAGGUCAAACUUGUGAACAUCAGGAACGAUGACAUCACAGACGGGAACCCAAAACUGACGUUAGGACUCAUCUGGACCAUCAUCCUUCACUUCCAGAUUUCGGAGAUCUAUGUGAGCGGUGAGUCAGGUGACCUCACAGCCAAAGAGAAGCUGUUACUAUGGAGCCAGCAGGCGACAGAAGGAUACCCCGGCCUCCGCUGCGUCAACUUCACCUCGUCCUGGAGCGACGGACGCAUGUUCAACGCUCUGCUGCACAGAUACAGGCCCGACCUGAUCGACAUGGAGGUGGUGUCGCGGCAGAGUAACCGUGAGAACCUUGAACAGGCCUUCGAGAUCGCCGAAUCAUUAGGAGUGACCAGACUGCUGGACGCUGAGGACGUUGAUGUUCCGUCUCCAGACGAGAAGUCGGUCAUCACUUACGUCUCCUCAAUCUACGAUGCUUUCCCUAAAAUCCCUGAAGGAGGAGAAGGCAUCGCUGCACACGAGGUGGACCAGCGCUGGUCAGAGUACCAGUCCAGGUUCACGUCUCUGCUCCAGUGGAGCCGCCAGCAUACGGCCCUCAUGGCCAACAAGAACUUCCCUCAGAACCCUGUGGAACUCAAGGCACUUUACAACGAGUACGUCCAUUUUAAAGAGACAGAGAUCCCUGCGAAGGAGGUCGAGAAAGGUCACAUCGAGCACCUCUACAAGCUGCUGGAGGUGUGGAUCGAGUUCGGUCGUAUUAAGCUUCCUCAGGGCCUCCAUCCCAACGACCUGGAGGAGGAAUGGGGCAAACUCAUCCUGGAGAUGCUGGAGAGAGAAAAGGCUCUCCGGCCGGCCGUGGAGAGGUUAGAGCUGCUGCUUCAGAGAGCCAAUAAGAUCCAGAACAUGGCUCUGGACUGUGAGGAGAAACUGACCCUGGCCAAGAACACACUGCAGGCCGACAUGUCUCGAGUGGAGAGCGGCGAGGCGGUGCAGUGUGAGAAAGAACUGGCCUGUUACCUGCAGGACUGCGAGUCUCUGAUCAGACAACUCAACCAGGAGCUCAAAGUCCUCCGAGACGAGAAGUACUACCAGGUGGAGCAGCUGGUGUUCAGAGUGUCCUGCCUUCAGGAGGAGCUGGUCUCCCUCCGGCUGCAGUGCUCCAGCGUCUACAGAAAAGGCCACUUCUCUCAGUCUCUGGGCAGCACACUGACCGAUCACAGCACCCAGAGGUCCACCGACAGCGGCCUGUCGCUGGGACAGACGUUGCUGGGAGCUGUGGGAGCUGUGGGAGCCGUCGGGGCUGCGCUCCUGCGGCGGCCAAUGGCUCGCUCGCAGCUGGUGGCCAUGUCGUCAUCAGAGGACGAAGGAAGCCUGAGGUUCAUCUACGAGCUGCUGGGAUGGGUGGAGGAGACACAGGAGCUGUUGGAGCGGGCUGAGUGGGGCGCAGACCUGCCUUCAGUAGAAAACAACCUCAAAGAGCACAACAGCAUCCACACUGCAGUGGAGGAGCUGAUGAGCGGCCUGCAGGAGGCUCAGAGCUACGAGGCUAAAGUCACUCCCAACUUCAAGAGCAGUUACUGUGAAACCCUGGCCAAGCUGGAGCACCAGUACUGCAAGCUACGGGAACAUUCGUCAUGGCGCCUGCGGAGCCUGGAGAGCCUGCACGCGUUCGUGUCGCACUGCACUGAGGAGCUGAUCUGGCUCAACGAGAGGGAGGAGGAGGAGAUCGCCUUCGACUGGAGCGACAGCAACACCAACAUGAACGCCAAGAGAGAAUUAUACAGCGAGAUGAGGUUGGAGCUGGAUGAGAAGCGAGAUGUGAUGAGGUCUCUGCAGGAAACAGCCAGCCGACUGUGUCAGGAGAACCAUCCAGCCAAACAGACGGUGGAGGCUUACAGUGCAGCUCUGCAGACUCAGUGGCAGUGGGUGGACCAGCUGUGUGUCUGCGUCGAGCAACAUCUCAAAGACAACACUGCAUACUUCCAGUUCAUGAGUGACGCCCGGGACUGUGAGUCAUAUCUCCGCCAGCUCCAGGAAACCAUCAAGAGACAGUACACCUGCGACAAGAACAGCAGACUGAGCAAACUGGAAGACCUGCUGCAGGACUCCAUGGAGGAGAAGGAGCAGCUGAUCGAGUACCGCAGCACGGUGGCGAGCCUGGUGGGCCGGGCCAAGACGGUGGUGCAGCUCCGCCCUCGCAGCGCCGACUUCAGCCUGGCAGCCACGACGCCCAUCAGAGCCAUCUGCGACUACCGGCAGAUCGAGACAAACGUUCAGAUCACGAUCAGUCGAGGAGAGGAGUGUGUGCUGGAGGACAACUCUCAGCGGACCAAGUGGAAGGUGAUCAGUCCGACGGGGAACGAGGCCAUGGUUCCCUCGGUGUGUUUCAGCGUCCCUCCUCCCAACCAGGAGGCCAUCGACACGGCCGGCAGGACAGAGCAGUUGUACCAGAAGGUCAUGUCUCUGUGGCAUCAGCUCCACGUCAACAUGAAGAGUGUGGUGUCGUGGCAUUACCUGCUCAAAGACAUCAGGACUGUAUCCGGAUGGAGCCUGGACACGGUUCGUUGUCAGUCUCCGUCAGAGCGACAACACGUCCUGGAUCACCUGGAGACCCAGCUGGCCGACUUUCUGUCAGACAGCAAGGAGAGCUCUCUGUUCACGACAGUCGAAAGACGAGAGCUGGAGAAGGACGUUCAGCAGGCCCAGCAGCACUGCCAGGACCUGCUGCUCAACAUGGAGACCGUGGAGAAGGACGAGUCGGUGUCUCGGUCGUACCUGUCCGAGCUGCAGAACGUCACCCUUCGUCUGAACGAGGCCGAGCAGAGGCUGAUGAGGGGGAUUGAGACUCCGCCCCCCAGCCGGCUGUCAGGUGACAGCACUGACAACGCCGUCCGGAUAGCCGAGCAAGAGAAGCUGCAGUCGGAGCUGGACGCUCUGCGCUCCAGUGUCGGUGAUGUGUCUCGUCGCUGCGUCAGUUUUUUCGAGGAGAAGCCGACGUCCUCCAGCGUUCCUGCCCUCCGAUCUGAGCUCAGCCUGGCUGUGGAGAAGAUGGAUAAACUGCACAACCUCUCGUCUGUCUACCUCAAAAAGCUGAAGACAGUAGACGUCCUGAUUCACAGCCUGGAUGAAGCAGAAAGUCAAGUCAGGAAGUACGAGAGCAAACUAAGUGAAGAAGACAUCGUUCCUGCCGACACAACAGCCAUUCAAAACCUCAGAGAUCAACUCGGGAAGUGGCAGGCGGAGCUCUCUGAGCAGGAGGGCAUCUUCCAGUCGCUGCAGGCCGAGGUGGGUCGGGCCAAAGAGGCGGGUUCUCAGCUCAGCAGGCUCCAUCCAGACCGAAGCCCCGAGCUGGAGCGCUACCAGGAGAAAGCCAAUCAGAUGGCGGAGAGGUGGAGCGGAAUCAAAAGACAGAUGGAGACACGACGGUCUGAUCUGGAAGGUCUGGGCUCGGCACUGCAGCAGUACAGAGACGGACACUCUGCUCUGAUUAAAUGGAUCGAAGAGACGACGGAGAGACAAGAGAACACGCAACCUGGACAGAGUGACAGCAAAGCGCUGUCUGAACAACUGGCCCAGCAGACGGCAUUAGUAGCUGAGAUCGAACAGAACCAGACCAAACUAGACGAGUGCCAGACUCACUCCAAACAGUACUGCACCUCAGUGAAGGACUAUGAGCUGCAGCUGAUGACAUACAGAGCCUUUGUAGAGUCGACGCACAAAUCGCCUGUCAAGAGGAGGAGGAUGCACUCCUCCUCUGACGCCAUCACUCAGGAGUUUAUGGACUUACGCACACGCUACACGGCCUUGGUCACCUUGACAACGCAGCAUGUAAAGUACAUCAGUGAUGCUCUGAGAAGACUGGAGGAAGAAGAGAAAGAGGUGGAGGAGGAGAGGCAGGCCAGGGUGGGUCAGGUGUCGGACCUCCUCGGCUGGGUCAAAGGCCUCCAGGGUCGGACUGGAGGACCCAACGCUGAGUCGUCCCUGGCUGCUCAACAGGCCAUCAGCGAGCAACUGGCAGCCAAGAAAGAUCAGGUGGCCGAAGCUAUACGGAGCACGCAGGUCUUCCUUCUGUCCAAACAGGCGGGCAAGUAAGUUAACAACACAAACAUGAGCACAAA